Molecule: messenger RNA, 508 nt
Organism: Teleopsis dalmanni
Lineage: Eukaryota; Metazoa; Arthropoda; Insecta; Diptera; Diopsidae
Exons: 2
Coding region: 73-447 (124 amino acids)
Source: RefSeq, a predicted model, not a curated record
GAAUUUGGGUAUAUAUACCAUUUGAAAAUGUAAGUAAAUCAUUAGUUUCAAUUACCAAAUUCAAACAACAACAUGAACCGUUACUUCGUUUGCGCUUACUUCGCUGCUAUCUUUGCUGUUGUCAACUGCAGUUUAUACGGUGGUAUUGGUGGAUAUGGAGCUCCAGUGUUGGGCGGUUAUGGGAAUCCAAAUUUGGUGGGCUUAGCAUUACAUGCUCCUUCUCCUGGUGCCCCACUCAUUAAUCCCAUAGCUAUACCACGUAUCAUUAAUUCAUACCCAGUGUCAUAUGCUCCAAGCCGUUCCAUUGUCGCACCAAAUGCAGCUAAAUCCGCAUCAGCAGCUGCUGCUUCCUCUGUAGCUGGUCGUCCAGGUGCCGUUAUAGGUCGCCAUGCUCCAUAUGGUUCAGUAGUUGCUCCAUAUGGUGUACCUUUAGGUUCAAUUUAUUAAACUGUGAUUUACAAUUUGGCUAAUUGAAAAUAAUAAAAGAUUAGAACUAAUAUAAAAUAUA